Messenger RNA from Sinocyclocheilus rhinocerous, 771 nucleotides. RefSeq names its product hepatic triacylglycerol lipase-like. NCBI's taxonomy places the organism in Eukaryota, Metazoa, Chordata, Actinopteri, Cypriniformes, Cyprinidae. Gene Ontology annotation, molecular function: protein binding. The record is from RefSeq and is a predicted model, not a curated record. The transcript is spliced from 3 exons. The coding region runs from base 1 to 360 and encodes 119 amino acids.
AUGAGCUGGAAUGAGCAUCAGGAGAGCGGCGGUCUGAAGUCCUUCACGUCUCUGCUGGUGGUAUCGUCUGAUCUGGGCCGGCUCAGCUCCGUCAGGCUGGUCUGGAAGGGUGAACUGGUCUGGUCCAGCUGGAUGAGGCGCGUCAGGAACAUCAUGAGCUGGAAUGGCUCUGAUCAGGACGUGGAGCUCAGCGUGUGGAGGAUCCUCAUCAAAUCAGGAGAGACUCAGGAGAAGUGGUGGUUCUGCGGCGUCUCCGCUGAAGUCUCUCGUCUGAGGAUCUCGGAGCAGCAGGAGUUCAGACGCUGCCGGAUCACAAACUCGAGCGCGCACAGCAGCCCUCCAACCCAGUCUGUUUAUUAAUGCAGUUCAAGUACUCCAAAAAAAAUACAUCUCUUUGCACAAUACGUUCUGAAAUGUUACGUAAAAAUGUUCAAAGUGAACAAAAAUUUAGGUACUGUAUAAAACACAGUGAACAUUAACAGACAGCAGUAUUAAUCUUUUUUUAAAUCUGGUCUUUCAUUCGUUUCUCAAUUUUAGUGUUCAGCCUAUUUUCUCCUACAACAUCUGGACUCAAUUAAGAAGUUUUUUUUUUUCAGUGCACUUUUCCUCUAUGAAGUUUCACCAAGACUACCUAAAAAUGAAAUAAAGUCAAAAUACAGGCAAAUAUUCAGAUCUCCCUCGAUCCAGACCGCCGCAAAACCACCGAACCAGGUUUCUUCCUCACUGAUGGCAGUACGGUAAAGAAGAGUCGGUCUGGACUCCACAAACACA